UUUCGCCCCUUUUCCAUCUCUCAUAUCCCAUUCUCUCCCCCAGAUCUAUCUCUUUUCCAGAACCCAAAAUGCCACCCCUCUCCUCCAUCCCCGUCUUCCUCGUCGCCACCGAGCACAUCUACAUCAUGGUCCUCGAAUCCUUCCUCUGGACCUCUCCCCGCGGCCGAAAAGCUUUCCGCACCACACCAGCAUUCGCUGAGAGUACAAAGGUCCUUGCCGCUAAUCAAGGACUGUAUAAUGGAUUCUUAGCCGCAGGGCUGUACUGGGGAUUGUUCCAUCCGGUUCGAGACUUCGGGAAACAGAUUCAGCUUUUCUUUUUGGGAUGCGUGUUGGCUGCUGGGGCGGUGGGUGGGGCUACGGCAAAUAAGAAGAUCUUCUUUAUUCAGGGUAUGCCGGGGAUGGUUGGGCUUGCUGCUGUAUUAUUAUCUUGAAUGUUAUAAACUUCAAUCGGCGUCUUUAGAAAUGCGUGAUAUUAAUAAUACUAUAAGAAGCUAAGAAGUGGCUUUAUUAUCGAG
Molecule: messenger RNA, 515 nt
Organism: Hyaloscypha bicolor E
Lineage: Eukaryota; Fungi; Ascomycota; Leotiomycetes; Helotiales; Hyaloscyphaceae
Product: DUF1304-domain-containing protein
Exons: 1
Coding region: 69-431 (120 amino acids)
Source: RefSeq, a predicted model, not a curated record